This is a messenger RNA of Monodelphis domestica (gray short-tailed opossum), 3440 nucleotides long. RefSeq names its product pleckstrin homology domain containing N1 (gene PLEKHN1). The record is from RefSeq and is a predicted model, not a curated record. Gene Ontology annotation, molecular function: phosphatidylinositol phosphate binding; phosphatidic acid binding; phosphatidylserine binding. Gene Ontology annotation, cellular component: cytoskeleton; mitochondrial membrane. NCBI's taxonomy places the organism in Eukaryota, Metazoa, Chordata, Mammalia, Didelphimorphia, Didelphidae. Gene Ontology annotation, biological process: 3'-UTR-mediated mRNA destabilization; response to hypoxia; positive regulation of apoptotic process.
CGCCCCUGCUGGAAGGCGGCCACUCAGACCCAGCUCGAGCUCAGCCAGCUCGCUACAAGCGGCCCAGCCAGGUGCACCCAAGGGUGCCGGGCAGAAGCUCUGGCUGAGAACCUCAGCGUUCCCACCGAUUCCUGACUCGGGCUCUCAAGCCCUUCACCAUGGGCAAUGCCAACUGUGUCCCUCAGGCUCCCGCCCGCUUCCGAGCCUCCUUCUCCAGGAAAUCCUCGCUGAAAGGCAAAAAAGAGGACAGCAUUAGGCGGCGCGGGGGCCUCUUUGGAAGCGAGAGCAGCCAAGAUGGGGACACCAAGGAGGCCAACAAGAUCCUGUACUACAUCCCGGGGACGGACAUUCCAGGCCCAGAAAGUCACAAGGAAAAUACAGACCAACCGCUCUUCAGUGUGUUUAAGAAGGGCCGGCGGAAAAUGCCAGUGAGGAACCUUGGGAAGAUUGUCCAUUAUUCCAAGGUCAAAUUUAAGUUCCAGCACUGCUCGGACAUCAGUGAUUGCUACCUGGAACUGUUUCCCUCCUGUUUGUACUUUCAGGCCCAUGGCUCUAGUGGCUUUACCUACCAAGGGCUGCUGCCAUUGACGGAGCUGGUCAUUUCUAGGCUAGAGAUAGAAGGGGAAAAUGCCUUCCAGAUCACAGGCCCCCUGCCCUCUCCUCUUCUGGUCUUCUGUCCCAGCGAGGCGGAGCUCCGUCGAUGGCUCUAUCAUCUGGAGAAGCAGAUGGACCUUGCCAGGGCGGCCCAGUGCCCGUUCCCGGCCCUGGAUCCCCGAGAGGAGAGCCGCCUCUGCCCUCUGCCCUGGGCCCUCAAGCACUACCCGGUGCAUCAUUGGGAAGGAACCCGGCGAGAGGCUCUGGGAGACGUGGUCUGUGCCUCCCGAGUGAAGAUGCAGCAUCUGCCCUCCCAGGAGCAGCAUGACCGCAUCCUCGUCCUCUACCCAUCCGCACUGAUCAUCCUGUCAGAGGACUCGGAUGGCUUCACCUUCAAGGGGGAGCUACCGCUCAGUGCUGUCCAGCUCAACUUCGAGGAGAACGAGAAACAGAUCCGCUCCUUCCUGAUAGAGGGCCAUCUCAUCAAUACCAUCCGAGUGUUCUGUGCCAGCUAUGAGGAUUACCAAGACUGGAUGCUUUGUUUUCGGACUGUCCGACUCAAAAGAGGGGGUUCGUCUACCCGCUCGGGCUCUGAGGGCUUCCCGGGGCCCCGGCCGCCCCUUCCCAUGCAGUUCUCAGUCAGCGGGCGAGGAUCCCUCACCUCUGAUGGCCGGACCAACUCGUGGGCCUCCACGGGCCUCCAGACCACUUCCUCCCACACCAGCAGCUCUCUCCCUGACCAGCCCAUGCUGCCCCAGAGCUACGCCGUGGGAGCAGACAGCACCUCCCAGAAGGACCCUGGCCAGGCCAACCCCAGCAGCUCCAGCUUGGGAAGGCGUCGGGCAGAGCUGAGGCGCAAGGGCAGUGGCCGUUCAUCCAAGGGGAAAGGCGCCGGGCAGCCAAAAGGAGAGGGGCCGAUAAUGAGGGCUCCCCUGCACCUGGACCUGGGCCUCAGCAAUCUCAACCGGAGGAGCCUGGAAGGCAGUGAGGAAGCUGGUAGCCUGGAGAAGCCCCACUCCCCGCUGUACGCUGACCCCUACACCCCAACCUCCACCACCCACAGCAAGAUCAAAGACGUCAGUGACCUGGAUGAGUUCCUGGUGGCGGCCAAGAGUUGUGUGGGACAGGAAGCGCUAAGCACCUUCCCCUCCGUCCCAGUCUCCGUCCCUGUCCCUGGCCCAUCUCCCAGCGCUCACCCCCACCAGAAAAAGCCAGCCCAUCAGCUCCGGGAGUCUCAAAGGCAUCCAAGAGGCUCCUUCAAGGUCCGGGGAUCGGGGCCUCUGGAGACUUCCCGACCCCGUCAGGUCCAGGUCUCCCCAUCAAAGGAAGGUUCCUCUGACCCUCAGCUUCGACUCCCAGGUGGCAGCCCUCCCAGCGGGCAGAGUCAUGAGCAGGGACGGCCCUCAGAACCCUCCGGCAGCCAAAGAGACUUCAGUUACGAAAACAUCUGGGACAAGGCAGGGGCACCUCCUUCUUCCCGACAAAGGUGGUAUCGCCCCCCCACGUCGGAAGCUGCAGGGAAGCUGACUCAGUGGAUCUGACCUGGCCAGGGUCUUUGGCCACUUGGGGCAGGGAUUGAUCACAGGAAGCUGGGCCUCCUGGCCUCCAGUCCUACCUUGGUGCUACGAGGAUGCCUCUGAGUUUCUGGGGCCUGGACAUCUCAAUGCGCUUCUCUCCAGAGCCCUGGACAGCUGGGGACAUGGCGUCAGGGGCUUACACAUCUCUGACAGGCUCAGUGCCCCCGCCCCUGCCCGUGGUCCUGGGGAAGGAGUGGAAGGAGGAGGCAACUUCCUGGCCUCUGCCCCAGGGGAACUCAACAGGAGCCUUGGAGAUGGGCCUUUGGAAGCGUUCGUGAAAACUGGUCUCCUACCAAAGAACGCGGACCCCACCGUGGCUCUGUCUCUCCAGGCCAAUUGGGCCUCAACCAGGGAAUGGUGAUUCCAAGUCUGGACCCCUCUUAAGUGGAGAGAGUGGGAGAUCCAUCCCAUUAAUGGCUGCUAUGGUUAUCCUAGUCAUCGGGCGACACCGCCACCCCAGGCUCCUUUCCAAAUCUGGCCUAGCAAGAUGGCGGCCUACACCACUCGGACAAUCCUUCCAAACCAAAUCUGGCCUGGUCCAUGGGGGAGGGGAUGCCCACUGUGGCUGGCUGUGUGGACUCUCCUGUCCUUUCUGGUGUGACAAGUGCCCGUCCCACCUCCUCUGUACCCCAAAUCUGGGUCUUGUGCUGCCCCCUAGUGGCUCUCCUGGGGAUUCAAGCUGCCCCAGCUGGCCAGAGAGGAAAAUGAGAUGACAAGAAAAGUCCAUAGGAUCGAUCACUCUCAAGAGAGAGGAGGAAGGCAGGUGACUUGCCCAUGGUCACACAAGCAGUAGCAGGAUUUGAACCCAAGUCUGUUUUACACACACAACACCCUGCCCCAGGAAAAGAAAUUACAGGGGAUCUCAUGGAUCAAAGGUGGAAACGGAGAAGGGGAGGGAGAAUUAAUCCCCCUCCUGUGGGACUGCUAUGGGGGAGCAGUCAGCGAUGGUCAUUGGAUAGUAGUGGUCAGGGAGAAAUGGAAGUUGGAAGAGAGUGAGGGGCUGGGAAGGGCAGGGGGGAGCCGGGAAGCUGGUGGGACGGGUGAGGGAUGGUGAAGAGUGAGGUCAACGAGCGGUGAAGUUAGUGGGAGGCAGCAAGCUGGCCUGAGGGCCACAGGAGAGCAAGCAGUAAAGGGGCCUACUGGCGGGGAGGGCUAAAUAAGGACAGGUCAGCCACUUCCCCACAUUCCACUGAGAUGAGCCAGGGCAGGAAGGGCUGACGGGACUGACUGGUGGGCCAAAGACUCCGGGGCCUCCCCUUGGAGAGGCAG